GCGUUUUGCUCCGGGAGACGGAAGUGAGAGGGCGUAGGUCCCGCCCCUCAUGGAGCUGUUGCUAAGCAACCGGUUUCUCUAGCAACUGCGGGGGUAACAGUAUGUCGGCCUCCGCCUGCUUCCGCGGCUGGGCGCCGCCCGAGCGCGGGCCCCCCCGCCGGAGCAUGGCGGCGCCGCGCGCCCCGGAGAGCGUCUACAACCUGCUGCCCCGCCUGGAGGAGAGGCCCGCUAAGCCGCCCAGAUACAUUUUACUCCCAACUGACUGGGUAUGGCUCGUGGAACCAAGGCUGACAUCUUCAGUUUCUUCAACUGUUAUGUCCCAAGAAGGUAUAUAUCAACUUUUAGACCAUCUGUCAAACGUGAAAUAGAGAAAAGUAAAGCUCAAUGGAAAACAAUGGGACCAGCAAAAGUAGAAGUGCCCUCUCCAAAAAACUUUCUGCAGAAACAUUCAAAGGAACCCAAGCUACCAGAGAGAAAAAAAGAACAGGAUAGGAGGAAAAUGCCUGCAUUAUCAGUGCCACGGAAGACAGAUCACCCACUUAUGGGAAUUCAGAGUAAAAAGAAUUUUAUAAAUGCAAAUGCUGUUUCUGUUAUCAUGGGGUUGGCGAAAAAGCCUCAACCUAUUUAUGUUGAUAGAAGACAGGGAGACAAACACCUGCUUGAAACUUCAGGACUUGUUCCAAAAUAUAUUAAAAAAAAGGAUUAUGGUAUUAUACCAAAAUAUGUAACACAGAGAAACGAAGAAAUUAAGAGAGCUCAGGAGGAACAUGAGGCCUGUGUCUUGGAGUCUCUCAGAAAAAGAGCCAUGAAACGGUUGUCUGAUGAAGAAAGGAACAGUCUUCUCCAGGGUCUGAAAAAGAACUGGGAGGAGGUGCAUCAUGAGUUUCAGGGUCUUUCUGUAGAUAUAGACACCAUACCCAAGAAAAUUCAUAAAGAAAAACUGGAAUCAAAGAUGAAACAACUGGAGCAUGACAUAGAUGUCAUCGAGAAGCACAAAGUUAUCUACAUUGCAAAUGAGUAAGAACUAUUAAGUAAGUCCUUGCUAUGAGUAGGGACUAAUUUUCAAAUAUUGCCUCUUUCUUCCUUUCUUCUUUCUCUACCACUGCCUUUCAAAAAAAAAAAAAAAAAGAAAAAGAAAGAAAAGCCAAAAAACUAAAUGCUUAGAAGCUUAGAAGAGAAUGAAACAAGUCCAGUUAUUCAGAAGAAGAAAAUAUUUGGCUAAUACAAGUACGUAGUUUCGUACAAAAGUUGUUACACAUAGCUAUUUCUCAUCUAUAUAAUUCACAAAGCUUUUUCAAAUAAAAUUCUUAACUUUCAGCAUAGAAACAAGAAUUUCAUGUUAUUCUUUGUAAUUUUUACUAACUACUAAGAUUUCUAUAAACAUCAUAACUUAAGCAUAAAAAACCCCCCAAUUUCUUAUGUUUGGAUCACUUUUUCCAUUUAACAGCCAAAACUAAGUGAACUGUUUGGUUACUGAAGAAAACUUGGGAAAAAAAUAGCUUCAGGGUGGGUUGCUACUGGUCUAGUUAUUAAAGAGCUGAAGAGCUAAAGAGUUUAAACAAUUCUGUUUCUAAACAGUUUGGUUUCUGCAUAACAUUUUCUGUAUUCAUUGUUUGUUACCAAAAUCAAUUUUUACUGUGGAAGCCCAUAAUAAUAUAAACUUUGUGCAGUGUAGUUACCACAGGUAGCAUGCUGUGCAUGUUUAUGUAUGAAUAAUGCCAUAAUGCUGUACUACCUUUACAACUAAAGUAGGAAAAUAUGUAUUGACUGCUAUUGUACAUAUGAUGUUAGAUCGAAAGCAAUAUACUAGUAUGUGAGUCAUGAUCUGGAAGGACAUUAUAUUGGCAUACCGUACUGCAAUUAUUUGAAUAAAAACAAAUAUUUUUCCUUCUGCUCAA
Molecule: messenger RNA, 1898 nt
Organism: Dromaius novaehollandiae (emu)
Lineage: Eukaryota; Metazoa; Chordata; Aves; Casuariiformes; Dromaiidae
Gene: ENKUR
Product: enkurin, TRPC channel interacting protein
Exons: 7
Coding region: 269-1021 (250 amino acids)
Cellular component (GO): acrosomal vesicle
Molecular function (GO): calmodulin binding
Source: RefSeq, a predicted model, not a curated record